Vicia villosa (hairy vetch) is the source of this 498-nucleotide messenger RNA. RefSeq lists its product as uncharacterized. The transcript has a single exon. Lineage: Eukaryota; Viridiplantae; Streptophyta; Magnoliopsida; Fabales; Fabaceae. The record is from RefSeq and is a predicted model, not a curated record. The coding region runs from base 1 to 498 and encodes 165 amino acids.
AUGGAGAUUCUGGGUGCAACGAUUACUUGGACCGUAUUCAGAUCUACUUUUCUAGAGAAGUAUUUUCCUAAGGAUGCGCGUGGAAAGAAAGAGAUCGAAUUCCUUGAGCUGAAGCAAUGGAGUUCAACUGUUGUUGAGUAUGCUGCUAGGUUCGAAGAACUAGUGAAGUAUUGUCCGCAUUAUAACAAUCUGGCAGCUGAAGUGUCCAAGUGCAUUAAGUUUGAGAAUGGACUGCGUCCAAAGAUCAAGCAAGGUGUUGGGUAUCUUGAGAUUCGCCAGUUUAAUAUACUAGUGAAUAAUUGUAGGAUUUAUGAUCAGGAUACCAGAGUCAAGUCUUCUUUUUAUAAGAGUUAUAAUGAGAAGAAAGGAAAGAAUCAAGACCAUGAGAAGCCGUAUAGUACCCUUGCUGAUAAAGGGAAGCAGAGAGUGUCUGAUGAGAAAAAACCAAGUGGGGAGGAGCUCCCGUUUCUGUCAAGUGCUUUAAGUGAGGUGAACUAG